Molecule: messenger RNA, 557 nt
Organism: Carlito syrichta (Philippine tarsier)
Lineage: Eukaryota; Metazoa; Chordata; Mammalia; Primates; Tarsiidae
Product: exocyst complex component 1
Exons: 3
Coding region: 18-536 (172 amino acids)
Source: RefSeq, a predicted model, not a curated record
AAGUAGAACUGGAGGAAAUGUCAUCCUUGGUAAAGGAGGACUUGGAGAAGAAACUAUUUAAGCCACUCUCGCAGAAUCUGUACGAGUUUAUUGAAAUUGAGUUCUCGGUCCAGGACAGGUAUUACCUCUGUGUAUCAGUGACCAAAAAGGAAGAAGUAAAAAUAAUUAUGGUGAAGCACUACAGAAUAGGUUUAGAUGAAAAAUAUGAAGUAACAAAAAAGUGGUCUUUGAAUGAUCUACAGAUGAUUGAUGGAAUAGAAGCAGAUACCGACAAUCCAUUUUUUGAUCUGCACUUCAAGAAAGUGUACAGUUUAGAAGCAUAUAGCUGUGCUUCUAAAUAUGCCUUUGCUCGAACUGUAAAUAAGCUGAAUCAUGCCUAUCUUAAGAAGGACUUACAGAUCGUGAACUUUGAUUCUACUUACAUUAAUGAUGAUUCCAUUUGGUCUUCCAAUAACAAGGAUUGCUUGGUCCUUAUGAGAAUAUGCUUCUAUGCUUUCAAUCUUGUGUGCUUGUCCCUAUGUCCCUUGCCACUCUAAAGAUGCCUUCCUUCAUCAGUG